AUGGCUGGAGACACUGCAUCAGGGACUAAGAUAGAAUAUGUCAUUUUCGACAUGGAUGGUUUACUUAUCGAUUCAGAACGAAUAUAUACGGAUGUAACCAAUAACAUCCUUGCAAGAUUCGGGAAGACAAUGACAUGGGACAUCAAAGCUGGUCUAAUGGGAAAACCGGAACGACAAGCAGCAGAACACCUCCUCUCAUUCUUCCCCAACAUCCCACUCACAAUCGACGACUACCUCCGCGAACGUGAUGCCCAACAAGAUUUACUCUGGCCACACGUCCAACCUCUCCCCGGAGCCCUUCGUCUCGUCCAACACCUCCACAAACAUAACAUACCAAUCGCCCUCGCAUCCGGCUCGAGACGCGCGAAAUUCGAGUUGAAGACUGGUCAUUUAGGGAAUCUAUUUGGUUUGUUUGGAGAACGUGUGAUUUGUGGAGAUGAUGUUAGGAUACCGAAAGGAAGAGGGAAACCGUGUCCGGAUAUUUUCCUCCUUGCUGCACAGGAGUUCUUAGGUCUUCCUGUUGGGGAUGCAGAAAUUGAAGAAGCGACGGAGGAUGAGAAGAGUGUUAGGUCUCGUAUGCUUGUGUUUGAGGAUGCGAUUCCCGGUGUACAAGCUGCGAAACGCGCGGGGAUGAACGCUGUCUGGGUAGCCGACUCGAGCUUGCUUGAAGUCGAGUAUUCGGGGAUUUACAAGGCUGACGAAAUCCUCCAUUCGCUAGAGGAAUUUGAUCCUGCGAAGUGGGGAUUACCUCCGUACGCAUAG
This is a messenger RNA of Fomitiporia mediterranea MF3/22, 762 nucleotides long. RefSeq names its product HAD-like protein. The transcript is spliced from 5 exons. Lineage: Eukaryota; Fungi; Basidiomycota; Agaricomycetes; Hymenochaetales; Hymenochaetaceae. Gene Ontology annotation, molecular function: phosphatase activity. Bases 1 to 762 code for a protein of 253 amino acids. The record is from RefSeq and is a predicted model, not a curated record.